AUGCCUGAAACAUCAGGUCACUCUUCUGCCGUCUCAGGCGGCUCCAGCGCUGUGCCCACUCCUGCGAAUAACAGUAGUUCAUGGGGCGACAAGGUCUUCCGAAAGGGAGGCUCGGAGAAUGAACCCAUAAACGAAGGCGAGGGUCACGUCCAUGCUAGCAACCCACGGGACACGAUCGGUAACUUCCUCGGUUUGCAGGACCAGAAGACGCGCGCCGAGAAUAAGUUUAAAGAACGAGCUGGCCUUGUAGAUGGUCAGAAGCCUUACACAGAAGAUGGUGGGCCUACAUGUGCGGGUGAGGACCACACCUUCGCAGGCCGUAAGCCCGGCGGCUCGGAUACCUGGCCUGGAUGGGAAACGACGAAGAGUUUCUUCGGUGCUGGCAAUGUGAACUAA
Molecule: messenger RNA, 396 nt
Organism: Penicillium atrosanguineum
Lineage: Eukaryota; Fungi; Ascomycota; Eurotiomycetes; Eurotiales; Aspergillaceae
Exons: 3
Coding region: 1-396 (131 amino acids)
Source: RefSeq, a predicted model, not a curated record